CGACAAGUGUCAUUGUCACUUGUCAAAAGACCAGUUUCGAGCUUUGACGAGAAAAGUGAUUUUCUUGAGAAUAUUUUCAAAAUGUCCGUGUGGUCUACAUUAAAUCGUACUGUUUUCAAACGUACAUCUACGUUUGCUUUGGCUGUUGCCGGAGGAACGUUCUUCUUUGAAAGAACAUUUGAAUUGGUGUCUCAAUCGAUAUUUGAAAACCUCAAUAAAGGAAAACUAUGGAAGGACAUCAAGCACAAAUAUGAAAAUUAAAUUGUAAAUGUUCAAUUUAUUUCUUAGUUUAUUAAUUUAAUUAAAAUAUGUUACAAACAUAA
This is a messenger RNA of Bombyx mandarina (wild silkworm), 323 nucleotides long. RefSeq names its product ubiquinol-cytochrome C reductase complex subunit oxen (gene ox). The record is from RefSeq and is a predicted model, not a curated record. Lineage: Eukaryota; Metazoa; Arthropoda; Insecta; Lepidoptera; Bombycidae.